Diatraea saccharalis (sugarcane borer) is the source of this 1308-nucleotide messenger RNA. NCBI's taxonomy places the organism in Eukaryota, Metazoa, Arthropoda, Insecta, Lepidoptera, Crambidae. The record is from the annotation of a GenBank genome assembly.
AUGUCAGCUGAUGGCCACAUGGUACUGUACGCUACAUUCAACGACAGUCUGGUACACGAGCAAAAGUACCCCUGGUACGGAGCCGCAUUGGACACCGAUGAUCCAUCCAAGACGUAUCCUGAGAUCAGGAGUGUCCGAUACCCCAAACCUGGGACCAACAAUCCAACUGUAACCCUCACGGUGGCAGACAUCGCGGACCCUAAACACAUACGCACCAGGCAUCUCACACCGCCCAAGGCUAUAUUAGAAUCAGGGGACUACUAUUUUACCAGCGCACAGUGGGUGUCGCUGACAGAAGUAUGUGUGGUGUGGCUGACUAGGACACAGAACUUAUCUGUGGUCUCCGUAUGCAAGAGCCCUAUGUGGUACUGUCUGGAGUUAUACAGGAUAUCUUCAGGCAACGACGGUUGGGUGGAAUCUGCACCCUCCCCUCUGUGGUCAGCGGGGGGUGGAGCUUUAGUUACACUGGCCCCGAUAAGAGAUGGGCCAGCGGGUCUCUUCAGGCACAUAGUGAGAACAGAACACAACGCUCAUGGUCCGAGAGCGUUGCCACUGACACACGGCAGCUUCGACGUGGUGAAGCUGCUCGCUUGGGACCAUACGAACCAACACAUAUACUACUUGGGAAUACCCGAGGGGAAACCAGGACAACAACAUUUGUACAGAGUGUCUUCCGAACCGCCUCGGCCUGGCUCACCGCAGAAGUUGCCUUACUGUGUGACGUGUAAUUCACAGCCAUCACCAGCAAUAAACUUAGAGUAUUACGGAAAUCUGGCCUCGUCUGGGGACAGCAGUUGGGAUGCCGACUGGGAUGAGGAACCGCCAGCUACAUCCCCCUCCCCUUCUAAGAAGAAGAAGAAAAAACAUCCAGACGGUCUACCUCAAAAUCUCCCGUGUUUGUACCAUGAGGCAUACUUCAGCCCGUCUUCUGCGUACUUCGUGCUGGAGUGUCUCGGGCCAGGAGUACCAACAUCUAGUCUUCACAAAAUAUCUCUUCCAGAACCAAGGAUGAUCAUGCACUUGGAAAAUAACACAGCAGUAAAGUCCAACUGUCUAGUGGACACGCAGCGAGGGUCCGUCUGCUUCUACCACCAGGCCUCAGAGAGGAUGAGUCAUGGCGCUCCUGGCACUCAAGUGGUAACGGAGCGUUGGUCUUUGGACUGGUGCAGUGUAGCGGCGGGCGCGGGAGCUGUGGUGGCGGCGGUGGACGCGCGGGGCGCGGGCGGCAGGGGGCUGGCUGCCCACCACACGUUGCACAGGAGGCUGGGCACUGUGGAGCUGGCAGACCAGCUCGAAGUGGCUGAGUAA